Camponotus floridanus (Florida carpenter ant) is the source of this 3634-nucleotide messenger RNA. It is a transcript of the gene KrT95D, whose product is annotated as phosphofurin acidic cluster sorting protein 2. Gene Ontology annotation, biological process: protein localization to plasma membrane. The record is from RefSeq and is a predicted model, not a curated record. Lineage: Eukaryota; Metazoa; Arthropoda; Insecta; Hymenoptera; Formicidae. Bases 128 to 2659 code for a protein of 843 amino acids. The transcript has 12 exons.
UCGCCGAUCCAUUCCGUCUGCCCCAGCCACGCUUCACGGUCAUUGAUGAGAUAGUCGUCUGCGAGCCGCGGGACGCGGUGAAACGUUAGGAUAGAUCGGUGUCGUGCGUGGGCCGCUUAGGCCGAAAAUGGCGGAACGGACCAAGGUGACUGCUCCGGCCACCCGGCCCGUGCCCAUGAAGCUGUUCGCCACCUGGGAGGUGGAUCGCACCCCUCCGAAUUGCAUACCCAGGCUGUGUUCCUUGACGUUAACGCGCUUAGUUAUACUUCGGCCCCUCGGCUCGGAUCUGUCGUCCAUCAGCAUCGCGGUCAAGAUGCAGAGCUCCAAAAGGACCCUACGAUCCAACGAGAUGGCUAUACCGACCGGAGGCAUACUCGAUACGGAAUUGGAGCUGCAGUUCGCGCUUCAGUAUCCGCAUUUUCUCAAGAGGGACGGCAAUAAGCUCCUGAUAUUAUUGCAGAGGCGAAAGCGAUACAAGAAUCGUACGAUGCUCGGAUACAAAACUCUUGCGGAGGGAGUUAUUAACAUGGCCCAAGUGCUGCAGAAGCAAAUGGACCUCGAACUGGAACUUGUGUCGGACAAGGCGGAAAAAUACGGCGGUCAUUCGGUCGCAUUGGCACGCGUGAGUGUUGUCGCUCUAAGUUCUCAACCGGUCGACCACGACAAAAGACUGAUGAACGAUCCCAACGAAAGACUCUGCCAGGAAUUCAGCGACGAAGAGGAGGAAUUUAGUUCGGAAGGCGAGGCAGAGGGCAGCGACAGCGAGCCCACGUUGGAGGUGCACAGACGAAAGAGUCGCGGAAAGAUCCCAACGAAUGCCAGGCAAAGAAAUUUGAAACAAAAGUUUAUAGCUCUGCUGAAGCGAUUUAGGGUAUCCGAGGAGUUGGAGCACGAUCAAGAAGAAAUCGGGCAAAAACUUUCAGGCGGUGAUAUGGAGAUAGAAGAGUUAUUCGAUGAAUUAGAAGACUUAUCAGAUAGCGGCCCGGAAUUGGAUACUAUGUCUGUUAGCAGUACACCGAAGCCAUCGCUAAGACCGUUUUUCAGUUCCAGUCGAUCCCUUCUCGCUCCGCCUCAUUCCGUAGUAACCAGCGAGGACACUGGAACUAUCUCGGCGACUACCACGUGUCAGCAGCCCUCGGGUCAUCCGGCUAGAGAGAAACACCGUGUCGGACACACAACUCCAGAGCGUGGAGUGGACAGGCAGAGCGAUGACAGUUCUCGAAGAGCCGACAGCGAUUCCCAUCCUGAGAACUGGACGGAUCACGAAGCGAACGAUCCGCCGAAUUACGUAGCGGGUUCACCGCCGAAAUCCGAGCAGCCUAACAAGAGCGAGGGUUCCGAGAGAAGAAGCAGACUCUUCGCACGCACAGACAGAGGAACGCCGGGGAGUAAUAAAUCCAAGAAGCACAGUCUGAGCGUUGAUCUGAAACCCUCGGCUGAUUUAAAUAGCACAGAGCCGAGAAAAGCUUUAGUCGAGCAACUUGGUCGUAUAUUGCCAGAUGAUAGUUUACCGGAGGCUGUGUCGCUCGUAUCAAUAGCAGAUCCUGGUGGUGCGGUCCUUGCCGCGAGGUUGCAAGAGAGAAACCACAGGGUCCUGACAACCGUCUCCCCGGCUGACAUCCGUGCAACAUUCACAUGCUUGGUUACGCGAAUACAAAAAUUCUGCAACAGUUCUGCGAAACCACCGGCACCUAUAAAGGUAGUCAUCGCCGGAGGGGACAGUUUCAUAAACGCAGUUCUCCGUCACUACGUUGAUCUGCUGAGCUUCAGAUCGCCGGAUUGGCAAAACUACAUGAAAUUUCUGGUGGUGCCACUAGGUUCGAAUACGUUAACCAGGUAUCUCAGUUCCAUCGAUUCCAAGUAUUCGAUGCUCUUUGGGGACGAGUGGAAAGAGCUUUUGGAGAGGGAAGGUGGCGGCUCGAUUGAAGGCGCAGCGCGAGUAUCGGAAUAUCUAGCCACAGCGAGUACAGUUCUAUUGUUACCUAUAGCGGAAGCUAUGGUUACAUACAGGGAAACGGACGACAGCAGUCAAAUCUUCAUUCCCUUCAUAAACGACGUCCGCGUGGGUUGUCCGGACAGCAGUUCUUCCGCAUCGGUCGAUCUGGAGGAGAGCAAUGUCAGUAUGUCUGGUUCUCCACCUUCCUUGCCUCCGCCGACUUUGCCGGUUCCACCUCCUGGAAAGUUGACACCACCCAGCAGUCCUAACGUAGGCCAGCCAGCGAGAGAAGGAUGGGAACCAGUCGAACUUCAGCUGGAUUAUUGGGGUAAACAGACGCAAGGUGAAAAGGGAAAGAGCACGUUACGUCAAGCUUUCAGAGCGUUGCACGUACAAAGACUUCCUUCGUUGGGCGAAGCUCCGGGACAUCACUUGUGUAUGAAUUAUACAACAAAAGAGAAGAAGCAGAAAAUAAUGAGAUUGGGUAAAAAGAAGGAAAAGGAAAAGGAAAACGAGCCAAAGAGUCAAACAGUGGAUGGCGUGACGCGUCUUAUAUGUUCUGCAAAAACACAUAACAUUCCAUUAAGAGUGAGCAUUGACGGUACCGAGUGGUAUGGUGUAAAAUUCUUCCAACUAUCAGCGCAAUGGCAAACACACAUCAAGACAUUUCCGAUAGCGUUAUUGGAAUAUAAUCCACAGCAGCAGACAUUGAAUGCUACAUAAAUCUAGAUUUCCGUCGUUAUAACAUAAAGGCUUUUAGCAAUUUACUUACAUAUUCUAUAUCAUCAACGAUAAACGCUAAUAUUUGACUCAUUUUAUACGCAGACCCAAUAACCAUCAACUUUUUAAGACUGCUUAAUAAGAAUUAGAUUUUAGCGAAUAUUGCAAAUUCCAAUAUAUUCGAGAUGUACAUUACAUUCAUUCCAUUAUUUGAUAAUAGCGAUAAAAGAUAUUUAAACAUUUGGAAUAUUUUUACGUCAUGCAAAAUAUAUAGUUGUGUGUGAUAAGCGUACAUUAUGUCUAAGGGAAUUUAUAUGAUGCAUGUACGUCUUGAAAUGAAAUUAUGGUAUAAAAUAUAAUUUAUGUGCUUUUGUUUAGAUAAUAUAUAAUUAUCUCUCGAUGAAUAUUAUUAUUAUCGCAGCAACACAGAUUAUAGAAAUCAUAUAUUCAUUUGUCGACAUAUCACAAGUAAUUAGAACAAAUAUGUCCAUUUAUAGAAAGUUCGUUGGUUAUGGGAAUGCUAUUAUAUAUUAAAAUUUUCUAUCAAUGACAUAUUUUUUAUGACAAUACGCUAUUCAAUUCAAUACCGAGAUGUCUUUAAAUAACGAGAUUUGGAGAUAUCUCAGCAAAUUUAAAUUUUAUUUAGCGAAAAUAUGGUUUCAAAGAUGAUCAAGUUAUUAUUUUUUACUUUUAUUUAAAGUUAAUAUUUACUAAUCUCUAUCAAUGUAAAUUAAAGAUAUCUCAAAAUCUCUUAUUUAAGAUAUUUUAGUAUCUCAUAAUAGAAUAACAAUAUGUUAAAGCAAUUUUGUUGCUCUCUUAUCCAAAAAUAUGAAAUUGUUAUUUGUCCUCGAACAAAGAACAAUUUUAUUGCAAAAUUUAAUCGCGCCAGUUUUUUUUUACUUGAGUUGCAUGUUACGCUUAUAUACAAACAAGGAUGUGCAAUCAAUUAAUCAAUAAUCAAUUGUUACAAUUUAAUAU